This is a messenger RNA of Ziziphus jujuba (common jujube), 506 nucleotides long. RefSeq names its product large ribosomal subunit protein eL39. Gene Ontology annotation, biological process: translation. NCBI's taxonomy places the organism in Eukaryota, Viridiplantae, Streptophyta, Magnoliopsida, Rosales, Rhamnaceae. The record is from RefSeq and is a predicted model, not a curated record. Gene Ontology annotation, cellular component: cytosolic large ribosomal subunit; ribosome. Gene Ontology annotation, molecular function: structural constituent of ribosome. Bases 158 to 313 code for a protein of 51 amino acids. The transcript has 3 exons.
UGGUGAGCUCUUUUAACUCACCCGCAGUCAAUACUUCGCUUUAAAACCGUCCAUAUAAAAGAGCAAGCCUUCCGGUCUAGGGUUUCCUUCUUCUCAAGGUUGCGGAUCGUUGCUCGUUGCGCAGAACCCUCGUUGCGGCGAUUAUCCGAAGACGAAAAUGCCGUCUCACAAGACCUUCAUAAUCAAGAAGAAGCUGGCCAAGAAGAUGAGGCAGAAUAGGCCCAUCCCUCACUGGAUCCGUAUGCGCACCGACAACACCAUCAGGUACAAUGCGAAGCGCAGACACUGGCGCCGCACCAAGCUAGGUUUCUAAGUACUUUGUUUUCGGCUGCUUUGUUUUUCAAACAUUGGUUUAGUUUUUUGUUUUACAAGGAGCUUAAAGUGUUGUACUUUAUCCGAGAACAAUUUUGUAAGGAACUCAUAAGAGUCCAAUUUCAAUCAUGAUUUCAUGUUUAUUAGAUUCCUUGUUUGAAGUUACUUAAUACAUACCUGUUGGCAUUUUGAUU